This is a messenger RNA of Triticum aestivum (bread wheat), 2191 nucleotides long. Its product is annotated as potassium channel KAT6. Gene Ontology annotation, molecular function: voltage-gated potassium channel activity. The record is from RefSeq and is a predicted model, not a curated record. Lineage: Eukaryota; Viridiplantae; Streptophyta; Magnoliopsida; Poales; Poaceae. Gene Ontology annotation, biological process: potassium ion transport; transmembrane transport. Gene Ontology annotation, cellular component: membrane. The transcript has 9 exons. The coding region runs from base 186 to 1973 and encodes 595 amino acids.
UCAUAGACAAAAAGGUAGGCUGAUAAUGAUUAUUAAGAGGGAAGUUAGGAAGUAAAUACAAUUCCACUGUUUCUUUUGGAUUCGACUAAUUGGAUAGCACUAAACUUUCUCAUUCAAUACCCUACAUCACCGAUUCGAUACUUUCCCAGUUAACCCUGGGCCGGCCGAAGAGGCUGCUAGUCAGCAUGGCCAUGGCGGGCGUAAGAAGUCAGAGAGGUUCGUCGUCGUCGAGGAUGCUCCUUCCGCGGAACAUCAGCCUCUCUACCGGGCAUCUCCCGGAAGCACUCGGCGGAGCCCCUCCACCGCUCCGGCCAAACGUCAUCAACCCAUACGGCCGCCCCUACAGGUACUGGCAGAUGUUCCUGAUCGUGCUGGUGGCCUACUCUGCGUGGGCGUCGCCGUUCGAGCUGGCCCUGGAGAAGGCCGCCUCCCGGGCGCACCUCGUCGUGGACCUGGUCGUCGACGUCUUCUUCUGCGCCGACAUCGUCGUGUCCUUCUUCGUCGCGUACCGGGACAGGUCCACCGACCUCCUCGUCGACGACCGUAGCAAGAUCGCCGUGAGGUACCUGACGCGGCCGUGGUUCGUGCUGGAUGUGGCCUCCACAAUCCCGUUGCAGAUAGUCUACCAGCUCGUGAGGGGCAAAAGAAACGGCCCCUGCGGGUUCCUCAUCCUUCUCCGGCUCUGGCGGCUGCGUCGCGCCAGUAAGCUCUUUACAAGGUUGGAGAAGGACACCAGGUUGAGCUACUUCUGGACUAGGUUUAUCAAGCUAGUCUGCGUGGCUCUGUUUGCGCUGCACUGCGCGUCGUGCGUGUACCUGUGGCUCGCGUUCCACUACCGGGACAAGGAGCAGACGUGGAUCGGCAGCCUCCGGGGCGACUUCAAGGAGCGCAGCGUGUGGUUCGCCUACACGUACGCCGUGUACUGGUCCAUGACCACCAUGGCCACGGUCGGCUACGGCGACCUGCACGCCGCCAACACCGGCGAGAAGCUCUUCAGCAUCCUCUUCAUGCUCUGCAACAUGGGCGUCGCCUGCUACGUCAUCGGCAACAUGACCAACCUCGUCGUCCACGGCGCCACCACCACAUUCCGCAUGAGGGACAUGGUGGACCAGGUGGCGAGGUACGGGAAGGCGAACCGGCUGCCGGUGUGGAUGCGGGAGCAGAUGGUGGAGAGCGUGCAGCUGAGGUUCCAGAUGGCGGAGCUGCUGCUGCCCGACGAGGUGCUGUCGGAGCUGCCCAAGGCCGCGAGGUCGGCCGUCGCGCAGCACCUCUACAAGGCCACGGUCGAGGACUCCUACCUCUUCCGGGGCGCCUCCGACAACCUCGUCGUGCAGCUCGUGUCGGAGAUGAAGGCGGAGUUCUUUCCGCCCAAGAUGGACAUUGUCCUGGAGAACGAGAUCCCGACCGACUGCUACAUCAUCGCGUCCGGCCAAGUGGAUGUGUUGAGAACCGCCAAGGACGAUGGCCUGGAGAAGUUUAUCAUGAGGAUAGGGCCACAUGGCAUGGCGGGUGAAAUCGGUGUGAUGCUCAACAUCCCGCAGCCAUUCACCAUCCGGAGCAGAACCCUAACCCAGGUCAUACGCAUAAGCCGUAGCCACUUGCAGAGCACCAUCUGGCCUGCUACUGCAGACGGGGACACUAUAUUCUCCAACUUUGUUCAGUAUCUUGAAUCUCUGAAGGUGCGACAUGGAGAGGAGCUAACAUUUGCCAGAGAACUCGGGCAUGACACACUCCCGUUUCAGAACGGCGACCCGAUACGUGUUGUUAUCCACGGCCAAAUUCCGCACGGUAGUGGCAUGGCGGGCAACCGCGCGGCAGGGAAGCUCGUAUGUCUGCCUGGUUCACUGGAAGAACUGUUGAAGCUUGGGGAAGACAAGUUUGGAAUGGCGGCGAGACAUGUCCUCACCGCCGACGGCGCGGAGGUGGAUGACGUUCGCGCGCUGAGAGAUGGCGAUCACCUCUUCUUAAGUUGACAGGGAACUGUACUCAAGUCUCUAACUCAUGUGUAGAUAGGGGGAUCGACUACGUGCAAGUUGACUGAUUUUUAUUUAUCGAUCAGUCGACCGACAGUCGAUUUAUCUUUGGACUGUAGCGAUUACUGCUGACGAGGAUGAGGACAGACAACAAACGUGUAUCAUAAGGUGUAUCAUGCAUGCCAAUUAAGUUUUUUUAUGAUGUGGCACAUAAUUGA